AUGAAACGGUCGGUGUCGAAGGUAUGGCUCAAUGAGGAUACUCCAAAUGAUCCGUACCCGCUUUAUGCGCCUUCUCCUUUGCCUCCGAAGCGGCCGGGGACUAUUCGCGUUUGGGUAGACGGCUGCUUUGAUAUGCUGCACUUCGGGCAUGCCAAUGCACUGCGGCAGGCGCGGUCGAUGGGUGAUGAACUAUUUGUUGGUUGCCAUACUGAUGAAGAGAUUAUUCGGCAUAAGGGGCCUCCGAGUAUGCGGCAGGAAGAACGAUAUGAGGCGUUGCGUGCCUGCAAGUGGGUAGACGCUGUCAUCGAGGGAUAUCCAUACGUCACGCGUGUGGAGGACAUGAAGAGGUUUGAAGUGGAUUUUGUUGUUCACGGUGAUGACAUUUCGGUGGACCUUAAUGGUCGCAACUCAUACCAAGCGAUUAUAGACGCUGGGAUGUUUAAAGCUGUGAGGCGGACGGAGUGUAUCUCCACCACAGAUCUCGUUGGCCGCAUGCUGCUUUGCGUGCCGAGUGAGCUGCUGAGCGAUGCAGAUAAGAAACUACUUGACAGUGAGGUCGCUAGAAAGCGGGGUCCGCACUAUCUGACAACCUCGAGGAAGAUAGCGCAGUUCAGUAACAAACUAGCGCCACCCGUUGGUGCAACAGUUGUGUAUGUGGAUGGCGCCUUUGAUCUUUUCCAUGCAGGGCACAUUCGCUUCCUCCAGAAAGCGCGCGCUCUGGGUGAUUACCUUAUUGUUGGUAUCCACGAUGACCAACUGGUUCGUGAGUCGAAGGGAGAGCAUUUCCCAAUCAUGAGUCUCAACGAGCGGGCGUUGGGCGUACUUUCGUGUAGGUACGUGGAUGAUGUUGUAUUUGGUGCCCCGAGGGGUGUAACUCAAGAAAUGAUCAAGAUACUCGAUAUCAAAAUUGUCGCAUGCGGUACGAGUUCAGAAACACGCAACUGCAAGGGAGCAUUUGAUGUUUACGAGGUUCCCAAGAGCCUCAAUCUAUUUAAGGUUGUGGAAUCGGGAAGUGAUUUGUCCACAGAUAUGAUUGUUGAACGUGUCGUAAAGAAUCACGUGGUUCUUCUGGAACGUCAGUUUUUGAAACACAUGAAAGACUCCGAAGCGGAGCUACGAAAGCCAGAUGUGUACAGAAAUGUCAGAGAGGUGUGA
This is a messenger RNA of Trypanosoma brucei brucei TREU927, 1155 nucleotides long. RefSeq names its product ethanolamine-phosphate cytidylyltransferase, putative. Gene Ontology annotation, cellular component: cytoplasm. Gene Ontology annotation, molecular function: ethanolamine-phosphate cytidylyltransferase activity. The transcript has a single exon. The coding region runs from base 1 to 1155 and encodes 384 amino acids. NCBI's taxonomy places the organism in Eukaryota, Euglenozoa, Kinetoplastea, Trypanosomatida, Trypanosomatidae. Gene Ontology annotation, biological process: phosphatidylethanolamine biosynthetic process. The record is from RefSeq and is a predicted model, not a curated record.